Messenger RNA from Calypte anna (Anna's hummingbird), 1808 nucleotides. RefSeq names its product DnaJ heat shock protein family (Hsp40) member C21 (gene DNAJC21). The transcript is spliced from 11 exons. The record is from RefSeq and is a predicted model, not a curated record. Gene Ontology annotation, cellular component: cytoplasm. Gene Ontology annotation, molecular function: zinc ion binding; nucleic acid binding. Lineage: Eukaryota; Metazoa; Chordata; Aves; Apodiformes; Trochilidae. The coding region runs from base 1 to 1449 and encodes 482 amino acids.
AUGACACAGGACACCACGUUUCUGUAUGAUAAUCACAGGGAGGCUUUGCUGAAAGGGGGAGCUGAUGGUGACUAUCAGGAUGAUAGUUUGGAUCUGCUGCAUUACUUCACUGUUAGCUGUUACUCUGGAUAUGGAGAUGAUGAAAAGGGUUUCUUCACAGUCUAUCGGCAAGUUUUUGAAAAGAUUGCAAAAGAGGAGAUGGAAUAUAUAACCCAGGAAGAUACUGAAGAAUUUCCUAUGUUUGGAUAUUCCCAAAGUGACUAUGAUACGGUAGUCCACCCUUUCUAUGCAUAUUGGCAGAGUUUCUGUACUCAGAAAACUUUUGCCUGGAAAGAAGAAUACGACACACGACAAGCCUCAAACCGCUGGGAGAAACGAGCUAUGGAAAAAGAGAACAAGAAAACAAGAGAUAAAGCAAGGAAAGAGAGGAAUGAACUGGUCCGCCAGCUAGUAGCAUUUAUUCGUAAAAGGGAUAAAAGAGUACAGGCUCACAGAAAACUUGUAGAAGAACAAAAUGCAGAAAAAACUAGGAAAGCAGAGGAAUUUCGAAGGCAGCAGAAGCUCAAGCAAGCCAAGCUUGCUGAGGAGUAUAAAGAGCAGAGCUGGAUAACUAUGUCAGAUCUGGAGAGAGAGCUGCAAGAGAUGGAAGCACAAUAUGAAAAGGAAUUUGGAGAUGGAUCGGAUGAUGAAGGUGAAUUAGAAGAACAGAAGACAAAAUGCAUGGAAGACAAACUGGAUGAUGAGACUGAAGAAGCUGAAUUUGUUGAUGGUCUGUACUGCCCUGCUUGUGACAAGUUGUUAAAAACUGAGAAAGCCAUGAAGAAUCACGAAAAGUCAAAGAAGCAUCGAGAGAUGGUAGCAUUGUUACGACAGCAAAUGGAAGAAGAAGAAGGGAAAUUUCCUAUGUCUGUGGAUGAUGUAAAUGGAAUACAUACCAAAGAAGAGGAAGAACAAGAAGAUAUGCCUAAGCAGAAACUCUCAAAGAAGCAGAGAAAGAAACAGAAAACAAUGACGACUUAUGAGGACUCUUUCGAUAAAUGUGCUGAUGAAGAAGCUGUUGAACAAAAGAAGGUGCCCUGUGUGGACAAUGACAGUGCCCCAGCAGAGGAGCUGAUGAAUGGUGGCCAAAGAUGUGCUGUGUCAGAGGACACAAGCGCUGCAGAAGACAGCAGUCAAGUGAAUGAAAUGAAAGCUGAAGUGAAAAGCAGCAGUACUAAGCUGAAAGGAAAAAAAGCCAAGGAUGCAAAAAAAUCUGCUAAGGCAUCUUCAGAACAGCCAGCAACGAAUGAAAUUCCCAUUCUCUGUGUCACCUGCAACUGUGCAUUUCCAUCUCGAAAUAAAUUGUUUGAACACUUAAAAGCCACGGGACAUGCAAAAGCAACACAAGUACCAGCUGUAAAUGGAGCUGUAGAUGCCAGAAACAAAAAAGAGAAACGUAAAAACAGAUAGAAAAUUUGUCUUCAGAUUCACGAAUGAAAACUUUCCCAAAAUUGGAAGGUGCAGAUUGCCUGUGUUUGGAGUUAAAGAGAAAAGGCAAGUCCAAACUUGGAAGAAAAGGAGGAUGCAACAUGACAUGCAUAACAUGCAAGAAUGUUAUCUUCUGGAGGAACCUGUGCUUUCUUUUGGUUAUAUCAGCCUUUAUUUAAUGACUGGAUUUGACCUACCACCCUAGCAGCAUCCAAGCUGGGGGUGGUUUUCACACUGGGGAUGGGGAAAUAGUAUUUCAAAGCUAUUCCCUUUGCAUUUUUGGUGAAACUUGCACGAAUAAAGUACUCAUACAUAGCAAAUAAUAAAUUAUUUUAACAUUC